UCCAAAUGUUGACUGAAUUGAAUUUGAUAUCAUUAAAUACAUCUUGUUUUAACUCAAUGAGUAACCAUCUUGGCUUAAUUAUGGGCAGAAGUUUCACUCUAGUCUUUUUUCUUGUAAUUUUCAUUCUACUACAUGACACUACUUCACUUGCUAAUAUUAGCACUGAUGAAGCUGCUCUUCUUGCACUUAAAUCACACAUUUCUUCUCAUUCUAACAAUAUCUUAGCAAGCAACUGGUCUUCUUCCACCCCGGUUUGCAGCUGGAUUGGAAUCACUUGCAGCUCCCGCCACAAUCGAGUCACUGCUUUAGACAUUUCUAGCAUGCAACUUCAUGGUACCAUUCCUCCACACCUUGGAAACCUCUCAUUUCUUGUCUCCCUCAACAUAAGUUACAACGCUUUCCAUGUAGAUUUGCCACUAGAGUUGGCUCAUUUGCAGAGGUUGAAAUUGAUUGAUGUCACAAGCAAUAACUUCACCGGAGCCAUUCCAUCAUUUUUAAGUUUGUUACUGAACCUACGCUUUGUGUACCUCUCGAGCAACCAAUUUUCGGGGAAAAUUCCAUCCUCCCUUUCCAAUAUAACAAAGCUGGAAGUGUUAUUCUUGGAGAGAAAUUUUCUUGAAGGAGAGAUCCCUCGAGAAAUCGGUGAUCUUCGUUACUUGACUAUCCUAGACCUGCAAUAUAAUCAACUUAGUGGCGAUAUACCACCAUCAAUUUUUAACAUUACUACAAUGCAAGUGAUAGUUCUUAGCAGCAACAAUCUUACUGGAAAGCUUCCAAAAACUGUAUGUGAUGAUAUUCCAGACUUGGAAGGACUUUACCUCAGAGGCAACUCCCUAGAUGGAGUUAUUCCACAAAAACCUUAAGAAAUGCAGAAAGCUUCAAAUAUUGGUAUUGGGUGAAAAUGAGUUUAUUGGAACUUUACCAAGAGAGCUAGCCAACUUAACAGCUCUUACAAGAUUAUAUAUUACAGAUCUGCAUUUGGAAGGAGAGAUACCAAUGGAGCUAGGUAAUCUUCAGAAACUUCAGAUAUUGGGAUUAGCUGGGAUUGAGUUUACUGGUUCUGUCCCUGAAAGUAUUUUCAACAUAUCAGCACUGCAGAUUAUAGAUUUUGGACAAAACAAGCUUUCAGGUACUCUACCUUCAGAUUUCGGUCGUGGAAUACCCAACCUAGAAAAACUUUAUUGUGGCGGAAAUAGUCUGAGUGGUUUUAUCUCUGAUUCAAUCUCUAAUUCAUCGAAACUCAAACUACUUGACCUCUCAGAAAACAGUUUCACAGGUCUAAUUCCUAAAUCACUUGGUAACUUAGAAUACCUUGAGUUUCUGAACUUGGAGAUCAAUAAUUUUAUCAGCGAUCCAUCAUUGAGUUUCCUGACAUCAUUAACCAACUGUAGGAAACUACGCGUACUCGCGUUAGGUCAUAGUCCAUUGGAUGGUGUUUUGCCUGCAUCUGUUGGUAAUUUCUCAAACUGCUUGCAAGCUUUUCACGCACCAGUUUGUAAACUGAAGGGUGUCAUUCCAAAAGAAAUUAGUAAUCUUACUGGAUUGACAAAGAUUAGUCUGCCUUACAAUGAGUUGACUGGACAUAUUCCAAAUACUGUCCAAGGCAUGUUGAACCUUCAACAACUUUACUUAUUUGACAACAAGAUAGAAGGAUCCAUACCAGAUAUUAUCUGCAGUUUAAAGAAUUUAGGUGCAUUACACUUGUCAAAAAAUCAUUUUUCUGGUUCAGUGCCAUCAUGCUUAGGUAACAUGACCAGUUUGAGGGAACUUUAUCUAUCUAACAACAAGCUGGAUUCUAGAUUACCUUCAAGCUUGGGGAGCCUUCAAGAUCUCAUAGAAUUCAAUGUUUCAUCCAAUUUAUUGAGUGGGGAAAUUCCACUAGAGAGCGGAAACUUAAAGGCAGCAACACUCAUUGAUCUGUCGAAUAAUUAUUUUUCUGGUAAGAUUCCUAGUACUCUAGGUAGUCUAGAUAAAUUGAUAAAUCUUUCUCUAGCACAUAAUAGAUUAGAGGGGCCUAUUCCUGAAUCAUUUGGCAAAAUGUUGUCCUUGGAAUACUUGGAUUUGUCGUAUAACAAUCUUAGUGGUGAAAUUCCAAAGUCAAUAGAAGCUCUUGUGUAUCUCAAACACAUGAAUUUCUCAUUCAAUAAAUUCAGUGGAGAAAUUCCCACUGGUAGUACCUUUGCAAAUGUCACCAGUCAAUCUUUCUUGUCCAAUGAUGCACUUUGUGGCGACUCCCGAUUUAACGUAAAACCAUGCCUAACCAAAUCUACAAAGAAGUCAAGAAGAAAACAAGUGCUUACCGCUUUAUAUAUUCUAUUAGGGAUUGGAUCACUCUUCACGUUGGCUGUUGGAUUUGUGGUGUUAAGAUUGAGAAACACAAAGAAGAGUGCAAAUCAAAAAGAUGUGUCUCUCGUAAAAGGGCAUGAAAGAAUUUCAUAUUAUGAACUUGAACAGGCAACUGAAGGAUUCAACGAAGCCAACUUGCUUGGUAAUGGGAGUUUCAGCAGGGUUUAUAAAGGGACGUUGGAAUUGUGGUGUUAA
Molecule: messenger RNA, 2541 nt
Organism: Solanum tuberosum (potato)
Lineage: Eukaryota; Viridiplantae; Streptophyta; Magnoliopsida; Solanales; Solanaceae
Product: LRR receptor-like serine/threonine-protein kinase FLS2
Exons: 2
Coding region: 838-2541 (567 amino acids)
Molecular function (GO): protein binding
Source: RefSeq, a predicted model, not a curated record